Chlorella variabilis is the source of this 1431-nucleotide messenger RNA. RefSeq lists its product as hypothetical. Bases 1 to 1431 code for a protein of 476 amino acids. The transcript has 14 exons. The record is from RefSeq and is a predicted model, not a curated record. NCBI's taxonomy places the organism in Eukaryota, Viridiplantae, Chlorophyta, Trebouxiophyceae, Chlorellales, Chlorellaceae.
AUGUCGUCGCGCUCGUCAGGGUCUGACAGCCCCGGCAGCCUGCAGUCGUGCCUUGGGCUCAGAAUAGAGCGCGGCGAGUCCCUGGUGCAACACCUCGAGUCAGAUGACUACUCCGCCAUCUCCGCCAUCCUGCUGCCGCACGGAUACCACUUCCGGGAGGGCUCCGAGCUGUGGGACGGCGUCAAGCUGGGCCGGCUGCUGGGGUCUGGCAUGCAGGCCAAGGUGUACCGCCUGGCACGCCACGACGGCGCCCCCACUGGCAAGGUCAUCAAGGUCAACCGCGAGGACCUGGGCAACAAGAUGCUGAACAACGACAUGGUGUGGGUGGGCAUGCACCGGGAGUGGCGCACCGGCACGCAGCUGCGCGCCGCGCUGCAGCAGGCCGACGGUGCCGUGCCCGGCUUCAUGCUGGUGGCCGACUGCGUGCUGCACCGGGACGCCUCGCCCAGCGCCCGAGCCCGCUUCGGCGGCAUGGUGAUGGGAGAGCUGCAGGGCUGGGAGGUGUACAAGCGCAUCGACGUGCCCGAGUUCCACAACAUCCACUACGUGCGGGAGAUGCUGUUCCAGGUGUUCUCGGCGCUGGACCGUGCUCAGCGCAAGCUCGGCUUCCACCACGCCGACCUGGGCAUGCGCAACAUCAUGGAGCACUACCCGCGGACCUGGGAGCAGGUGCCGGGCUGGGCCAGGGCGCGGGCGGAGGUGCCGGUGCGGCCAGGCUACACCUGCAACGCAGAUGGCAGCCGGCUGCCGCUGGGGCCGGACAUAGAGUUCAAGAUCAUCGACUUCGGCAUCGCCAAGUUCAGCGAGAAGCUGGCGCAGGCGGCAGGCGGGCGCGAGUCGCAGGAGACAAUGGCGCAGCUGCAGGAAAUGUUUGGCACCGGCAAGCGCCUGCUGUUUUCAAAUGAGCGCAAGAUCAAGGUCAGGAUGGCCUGCUUCGGCGGGCUGAGCGGCAGCCGGCAUGGCAGCCGCGGCAGCAGCCCUCGCGCGGGCCGCUCGUCCACAGCAGAGGAGCAGGACGAGGAGAUUCGGCGGCCGGAGCGGUAUGCGGCGACCAGCCCGCCGCCCGAGGCGCUGGCAUCAGCACGGCACAUGCAGUCGCUGCAGCGCAAGAAGAAGAGCCCCAUCGAGACGAUGCACUUCUGGCACCGCAAGGGCGACGUGUUCCACCUGCUGCUGGGCAUUGCGCUGGCGCUGGACGACAGGGUGUGGCCGCAGGAGGAUAUAGCCGAGGUGCAGGCGCUGAUCUCGCUGGUGCAUCACGUCACAGGCAUCCGCCUGAAGGCCAGCUUUGCGGAGCAGGGCGAGGGCCCCGAGCGGCGGCGGUUUGGCAAGCUGCGCGGCUGCGUGGGCAGGCCGCAGGUGGCCGGCGAUGACUCAGACUGCAGCUACGAGUUUGGGCGGAUCAAGGCGCACGCCAAGCCUUACAAGUGA